AUGACGGAGAAUGAUAUUAGAGAGGCUUAUAAGGGUUAUAAUAAGGAUGUCAACAACGCCUGUAAUUUAACGAAACAAGAAGAGACUACUUUAUGUAGGAUUUUGUCCACUGGAAACAUUAGAAUUAUGAAACCCGACAAGGGUAGUGGCAUAGUAAUUGUGGAUAAUAAUGAUUACAUUUCUUACAUGAAUGCCAUGUUGACAGAAAAUACAUAUAGUGAAAUAAGUAGAAAUGAGAUCAACAUAGCACAUAAAAGGAUUGAUACAACACUUUUUGAUAUGUUAUAUCAGGGAGAAGUGGACGAACAUGAAUGGCGUUUUUUGCAAAAUGAAUUUCCGGUGAUUAGUGGUAUCUUUGGGAUACCCAAAAUUCACAAGGGGUUGGACAAUUUGAACUUUAGACCAAUAGUGGAUGUUAUGGACAAGCUAUCUGAGAUUUUUAACUCAAGUGUCUUGGCUUUUCUCUCCAUACCUACUUCAUCUUCCAAUGACAGCUUGCAUCCUGAAACUGCUCUUCUUCCUCAGUUUACUGGUGCUACAUUAGUGGUUCUUGCUGUAAUGAUGGCAACAGCAGCAGUUUUGAUAACGGUUGGAAAUGUGUUGGUUUUACUUGCCUUUGUAGUAGAUAAAAGACUUAGAACACAGAGCAACUUAUAUCUUCUGAGCUUGGCUCUAUGUGACCUUUCUGUAGGUGUAGUCUCCAUUCCUUUUUCCAUACCAUAUGAGUUAUAUGGAAUUUGGAUGCUUGGAAAAACACUUUGCAAGUUCUGGAUGGUAAUGGAUUACACUGCCUGUGCAGCUUCAGUUUUUACCAUUGUUGUUAUCAGUUAUGAUCGACACUUCUCUGUCACUAAACCAGUUGCAUAUCGAGCUCAACAACAGAAGACAUGUAACACCAUGACUAAGAUUGCGGCGGUAUGGCUGCUUGCAUUUAUAAUUUAUGGUCCAGCCCUCAUCUUUUGGGACAUUAUCACAGGACAAUCACAAGUACCCAAUGAACAAUGUUUUGCUGAAUUUGAGUUUAGCUGGCACUUUUCAGUUUGCAUUUUAACAUGCAAUUUUUUCAUUCCCUUCUGCAGUGUAAGUUAUUUCAGCAUAGGUAUAUGCUGGAAUAUCAAAAAGAGAGCUAAAAAUAAACAAAUCAAAGUUAUUAAUAACUUGCAACAGGACAGUGAAGAACAAGUAGCAAUUUUAUCCUUUAUAAAACUGUAUAAGGUUUCGCUAAAGGAAAGGCUAGCUCACUCAUCCUCUUCAAAGGAAUCUGUGCUUUCCAAGUCUGCACAGGCUCCAUCAGUGCAAAAAAUGGAGAAAAACUGUAGUAAUAUGAAUAUCAGGUCCGUCUCUUCAGCAGUAUGUGAGCAGAAAACACCACCUCAAAACUCUGCAUUAAGGCUGUCCAAGGACAAAAAAAUAGCAAAGUCUCUUGCUCUGCUUAUUUGCAUUUUUGGCAUUUGCCAGGCACCGUACAUGCUGUUUGCUAUUAUUAAUUCAGUCAGUUGGAAUGACAAUGAAUAUUACUGGACUUUUAUCACAGUAUGGUGUGUGUGGCUGAACUCUUUCAUUAAUCCUAUUUUGUAUCCUUUGUGUCACGGCAGUUUCAGAAGAGCAUUCUAUAAAAUAUUUGGCUUUAAGUAA
Molecule: messenger RNA, 1635 nt
Organism: Protopterus annectens (West African lungfish)
Lineage: Eukaryota; Metazoa; Chordata; Ceratodontiformes; Protopteridae
Product: histamine H3 receptor-like
Exons: 4
Coding region: 1-1635 (544 amino acids)
Biological process (GO): adenylate cyclase-activating adrenergic receptor signaling pathway
Cellular component (GO): membrane
Molecular function (GO): G protein-coupled receptor activity
Source: RefSeq, a predicted model, not a curated record